CAGCCAUGCCCGUCUCAUGUACGCAUCACGACAUGCACUUUGAAAGCCAUCUCCACAAACCAAGCUACUACCCCCGUUGAUCUCCCGUCGUGUUCCCGCCAGCCCGCCAGCCCGCCAGCCCGACCUACCGAAACCAGGCAAGCGCUUCCGAACACCGUAUGUAGUACACAUCUUAUCUGAGAAGUCUAGAGCACUAUGGGCCGUUUAGCUAGGUACGGCAGAAGCCUUGCGGACUUCAUCAAUGGCAUUAUCCCCGCUGCCAUCAUUGGAUUCAUCUGUCAAUUCUACGCACAGAAAAUAUUACUCCAGUACCACCACUCCCUUGUCCACAUUUUCGUACCGCCAAGGGGCAACUCAAACCUACCUUGGAGAAUCCCGGGGGCGAUAAACACAUUCUUGUUCGCGCCACAUUACUUCCCGACGAGACUGUGGCUAUAUCUCCAUCCGCCGCCGUGUAACCAUCACAGGUGUCAGUUACAGCGAUAUGUGUCGCCGCCACCGCCGCCACCACGGCCAUGGUACAUGUACAUGAAACGCUUUUGCCAGCCAAUAGGACUUCUCCCCAACACUUUCUGCUCUUCAAGGCGCUCUCAACAAGACGUCGACACGUCACCUUUUCUGCGUCUUCCGACGGAGCUGAGGAGCAUGAUAUAUGCCUAUGCAAGCGGCACUGGCAGAUACGAGAUAAGUUCCGAAGAUAUUGCUGUCUAUCGUCCGCAGAGGAAGCAAAGAGAAGAUGCUGUUUCCUACAUACUUUGAGACGAUGCUAUAAUUUCUAUACAUGGAGGCUGUCCGGCGAUAAAAUUGCUCCUGGUUUGUAAGAAGGUAUACCAGGAAGCGCGCGAGCAGUUCUUGUCGACGACGGCAUUCGAGUUGCAUCCGUUGACUCCGAGUGAUGGCUCCUGGAUGUAUGAGUACUACGCCU
This is a messenger RNA of Bipolaris sorokiniana ND90Pr, 925 nucleotides long. RefSeq lists its product as uncharacterized. The record is from RefSeq and is a predicted model, not a curated record. The transcript has 2 exons. NCBI's taxonomy places the organism in Eukaryota, Fungi, Ascomycota, Dothideomycetes, Pleosporales, Pleosporaceae. Bases 196 to 759 code for a protein of 187 amino acids.